AUGGGCGGGCCAAGACGUCGGUUACGUAGUUGUCCCUUGUAUCCUACCGGUGCCUCUCAGCCGUUUAACUGGACUGCAUUGCUAAACCAUGGGCAGUGUGUUGGCUGCCGGCUCCCCAAACCCACCCGCAGCCUCAGGGGGUGGCAGUGCCCCAGGGGGCGCAGGUCUGGUGACGGUACCCCCAGGUUUCACCAUGCCCCCAGUGUCUGCAGUCCCAGCCACCUCAAGCACACAGGGGCAGCCCGGGACAGAUGCAGAGGCCUCUCUCCCCAACCCCGGCACAUUUGAAGAGUGUCAUCGGAAAUGCAAAGAGGUCUUCCCUGUGCAGAUUGAGGGGGUACGAUUAGUUGUCAACAAGGGCUUGAGUAAUCACUUCCAGGUUAGUCACACAAUUACUCUAAGCACCUUGGGGGACUCAGGUUACAGAUUUGGAGCCACGUAUGUGGGCAGCAAGCAAACAGGACCUGCAGAGUCUUUUCCGGUCAUGGUAGGUGACAUGGACAACACAGGCAGUCUAAACGCACAGGUCAUCCAUCAGCUUACCAACCGCAUUCGCUCUAAAUUGGUAAUGCAGACGCAGCAACACAAGUUUGUAAACUGGCAGUGUGAUGCAGAAUACCGUGGCGAUGACUUCACAGCUGCUGUUACCCUUGGCAACCCAGAUGUUCUCGUUGGAUCUGGUAUCCUUGUGGCGCACUACCUCCAGUCCUUGUCUCCUGCUUUGGUAUUGGGUGGUGAACUGGUCUAUCACAGGAGGCCAGGAGAAGAGGGCACCGUCACAUCAUUUGUGGGCAGAUACACAGGUAGUAACUAUGUCGCCACGUUGACUGUUGGAGGAGCUGGUGCACAUGCGUCAUAUUACCACAAAGCUAAUGACCAGCUCCAGAUUGGGGUAGAGUUUGAGGCCAGCACACGGAUGCAGGACACAAGCAUGUCGUUUGGUUAUCAGUUGGAUGUACCUAAAGCAAAUCUGCUUUUUAAAGGUUCUUUAGAUAGCAACUGGGUGGUGGGAGCGACGCUGGAAAAGAAGCUGUUACCCCUUCCUCUAUCACUAGCUUUAGGCGCCUUCCUUAACCACCGCAAGAACAAGUUUCAGUGUGGCUUCGGCAUCACCAUCGGAUAGAACGGCCAUGGCGACUCAAGAAUCUCAACAGAUACAACCCUCCACCACGCUUGGACCGGUGCAAAGAGACAUGGGGACAUGGACCAACACUGAAACGGACUCCCAGUAUUAGUGUGUUGAACCUUCACAUGGACGGACCAGGACAAAGAGCUCGCAGGACUGUCCAGCAGAGCUCUCAUCAAUCUAAAUGUUCAGUUAUCUGAUCAACACAGUCACACAAGGUUUGUUUUUAAAUGCGCAUCAUGUGAAAGAAGUGUGUCUGAUAUGCAUAACAUUACAGGUGUUUUGAAAGGACAUGCGUAUCCGUUUUCACAAUAUGAUUCAUUCUGAUACAGUCAGAAAAUGUGGACAUGCCUUUGCUCUUUUCUUUUUGAGACAAAAUUAUGUUUUCUCUUUUCAUAAGAUGGUUUUCUUAAGAGCAGAAGACUUACGCCGUCUUCAUUUUUUGAUCAGUGAACA
Molecule: messenger RNA, 1582 nt
Organism: Sinocyclocheilus anshuiensis
Lineage: Eukaryota; Metazoa; Chordata; Actinopteri; Cypriniformes; Cyprinidae
Product: mitochondrial import receptor subunit TOM40 homolog
Exons: 10
Coding region: 89-1123 (344 amino acids)
Biological process (GO): protein import into mitochondrial matrix
Cellular component (GO): mitochondrial outer membrane
Molecular function (GO): transmembrane protein transporter activity
Source: RefSeq, a predicted model, not a curated record